AUGAGCCUCCGGCGGUACGUGAAUAUUGUGACGGCGAACCACUAUCAAGGCAUCUAUUCGCUGCGCCGCCUCAACAGCGACAAUUUCUUCUACCAGGCAAACGAAGCAGCAGCAAAGGCGCGAGAUCUUACCAGGCUCAGGAGAGUGCCGGAAGAUGCUCUGUCUCCCUGUUUUGCCCGAAAGAAGAAGAAACAUGUCUCCGAUAAGCUGCUGGAGACUACUAUCCGGCCACCGCAACCAAUCUUCAGUGUCCGCCCAACGACGUGCCCUGUGUCCGACGACGGCGACUAUGAUAACCGGCUACACUCCUUUCCUCUCUCCGGAACCAAGAUCUUCUUCUUCGACAGCGCGAGACGCACCACCUUGUACGAUACCAAGGCCCGAUGCUCGAUCAGCACGCCCUGCCUCCAUGCGCGCAAGGACCUCCCCGUCGCCAUCUCCGUCCCCUGCAGCCCUGCUGCUGCUGGACCUGAAGGCGAGCAGGACCUGGACGGCGGCAGCAGCAGCAGCCUCUACAUCCUCGACACGGCGCUCGACCCGGCCAAUGCCACUCCGUUCGAGGCUCUCACCUGGCGCAACUUCACAGAUGAAGACUACAAGGCAUGGCACUGCGACGCCCUCCCGCGGCCGCCUUUCGGCGAUCUCCAACGUGACCUGGAUGUCUCGGUACUGUGCUAUGCCGUGGUGGGCGACGCCAUCUACGUAUCUCUGACAAGCCUCGGCACGUACUGCUUCGACACGGUGAGCCGGACGUGGAGCCUGGCUGGCGACUGGCUGAUGCCCUUCUCCGGCAAAGCCGAGUACGACCCUGAGCUCAAGCUCUGGUUUGGCGUCUCUGAUGGUAAUCACCAGCUCCCGUGCGCGGCUGAUCUCUCCCCCAUCCUAAGAGGGCAUGCUCCAAAGAAGCAGCACCACUAUGUUUGGGGGGAUCCUCAGCUCCCAGGAGACUGGCUCCCCGAUCUGUUUAAACCAGCCAACAUUGUCAGCUUGGGUUCCGGUAGGUUUUGUAUCAUCAACUUCUUCAGAGAUGUGGGAGGCUACUGCACCUCUUGUAGGGAUGGACCAUCAGCUGCAGAUGGCAGCCCAAUUGUUGUUUUCUCUGGUUUGGAAGUGUUGGCUGGCAAUCGCAACAGCAACGACGGUGAUAGCGGCAAAGGAAGUGACAGCGGCAACGGGCUCCGCAUCCGCAUGAUUAAGCACAAGUCUAGGCUUUGUAGAGACACUCGCUCCCUCGAGUCGGUACUCUGA
Lolium perenne is the source of this 1248-nucleotide messenger RNA. RefSeq lists its product as uncharacterized. NCBI's taxonomy places the organism in Eukaryota, Viridiplantae, Streptophyta, Magnoliopsida, Poales, Poaceae. The record is from RefSeq and is a predicted model, not a curated record.